GGGAAAUGUAUGGUCGCAUUUCAGAGAAGGAAAAAAAGUGUUCCUUGUAACGCAAUGUAUGAAAAAUCUAAAAAAAGUAUACAAUUUAAGCAGCCAUAACUUGAUAAAAAAAAGUCGUACGGUCAGAAACCAAAGUUCGUUUUAAAGUUCUUGAAUGAAAAAAAUGCCGUUGAAUUUAUUAAAAAACCAGUUUCCGUUUUAUCGCACAAAAAUGUUAAAACUAACCAAUAAAUGCCGCUUUUGGCCACUUUCAUUCCAAUUUACUCAAAACCCAGAUGUGCUAGGCGAAUUCUUCAAACGGCAUCGUAUUCAGCGCAAAAAAUCUUCGGAAAAAAUAUGGUCGCACUUCGGGAGAAAGAAAAAUGUAGAAGAUUGUACAAGUACUAUGACGCUGAUCAAGAGAAUUUCCUACGAUGAGGAAAAGAAGAAAAAUCCCGAGUUGAAAGAUUCCGAUAUACAAAUUUUAAAGGAUUGGUGCAUGAAGCAGCCGCAUCUUCCAAAAAUUUUAGACGUUGAAUACGUAUUGUUUUUGCACAGUAAUUACUACCGUAUCGAGGCUGCUAAGAACACCAUCGAAGAAUAUUAUACUUCCAGGACUCACAUGCCAGAAUUUUUCUCCGAUAGAGAUCCACUUGGAACAAAGCAAUUACGAGAGGUAUUUAGAGUAACGGCGCAGAUGACAUUGUCAAUGCCAACAAAAGAAGGAUAUAAACUUGUUUAUACGAGAUUAAUAGAUUAUGAACCAUCACAUUUUGUUUAUAACGACAUUAUGAAGUACUUUUCUAUGAUAGUUGAUUUGUGGCUAUACACUGAAGGAACCGCCGAGGGCCAUGUAAUUAUUAUAGACAUGGCAGGUGUUACCUUCGCCCAUGCUGGUCGUCUCAGUCCAUUAGGAAUUAAGAAAUAUCUUUAUUAUUUACAAGAAGCUAUACCAAUUAGACUUAAAGGUCUGCAUUUUAUUAACACCAAUGCAGUCAUGGAUAUUAUUUUGUCGAUGAUGAAGCCCUUUAUGAAGAAGGAGUUAAUGGAAGUGUUACAUAUUCAUCCCACCCCGAAAGACACGCUGGGAAAGUUUAUGCCAUUGGAAGCAUUUCCAUGCGAUGUAGAUUUAGGUGGGAAAGCUAGACCGUACGAGGAACAACAGGAGGAGCAAUUAAAAAAGCUGGAGGAUCAUCGUGAAUGGUUUCUACAAGACGAAGUUACGGGUCGUGUAAACGAAGCAUUAAGAGUAGACAAAAGCAAGACGAUGGACAUGUUCGGGGUCGAAGGAAGUUUCAAAAAAUUAGACAUAGAUUGUAAAGAACAACACCGAUCAAGGUCGAUCAAAGCAACGAUGUUACCAAUUCAAUAUGUCAGUAUAGAGGAAGAGUGCAAACGAAAUCCGGAACUCAAAAUGUCAGAUUUGCAAAUGUUGAAGGAUUGGAUGGAAAAGCAACCUCAUCUGCCACGAAUAGAGAUGUUAUAUCUUGUUUUGUUUCUACAUAGCAAUUAUUAUCGUAUAGAGGCGACUAAGAAGACGAUAGACAAUUUUUUCACCAUAAGAACGCUUUUGCCAGAAGUGUUCUCUAAUAGAGAUCCAAUCGCAUGGAAGGAAUUGCGAAAAGCCUUUUCUACCAUAGCAGCUGUGCCAUUAGAGCAAAAAACCAAAGAAGGAUACAUUAUGACACUUGCCAAAUUUCUGGAUCCAAAUCCAAAUAAAUUCAACUAUUUCGAGUGCAAUAAAUAUCUACUUAUGACUUGUGAGAUACAAAAUGUGGUACAAGGUACCAGCGAAGGAUUGGUUGUUAUUCUUGAUGCAAGUGGCUUGUCUUUUGGUCAUAUCGCUAAUAUAAAUUUAAUAGGAUUGAAAAAAGGUUUAGUCUAUAUACAAGAAGCUAUUCCGGUUCGUUUGAAGGCCUUACACAUACUCAACACCAUGUCUAUGGUAGAUACGCUAAUAAAUUUAAUAAAACCUUUUAUGAAGAAGGAAUUGAUGAAUCUUCUGCAUUUUCAUUCGAGCAUGGAAACUGUAAAGAAAUUUCUACCUAUCGAAGCUUUGCCAAAUGAGUACGGUGGGAAAGCGGGACCUAUCGAAGAAAUAGCUGCUAAGCACAUCAAAUUGCUGGAAGAAUUUCGCGAUUGGUUUCAAUAUGAUGAAGUUUACUCACGAGUGAACGAAUCUUUGCGAGUUGGCAAAUGCGAAAGUGCAGAAAACUUAUUCGGUGUAGAGGGUAGCUUUAAAAAGUUGGAGCUAGAUUAAUCAGUAAAAUUUUUAAUAAUCUUCUAAACGUUCUCUCUCUCUCUCUCUCUCUCUUCAAGUACUACAAAAUA
This is a messenger RNA of Wasmannia auropunctata (little fire ant), 2310 nucleotides long. RefSeq lists its product as uncharacterized. The transcript has 8 exons. Gene Ontology annotation, cellular component: membrane. The coding region runs from base 155 to 2239 and encodes 694 amino acids. Gene Ontology annotation, molecular function: phosphatidylinositol bisphosphate binding. The record is from RefSeq and is a predicted model, not a curated record. Lineage: Eukaryota; Metazoa; Arthropoda; Insecta; Hymenoptera; Formicidae.